ACGGGGCCAUGGCGGCGGUGCGGAGGUGGCCGAGGAAGCUGGCGGUUCUCGCUGCGGCUCUGCCCGGCGCGGGCAGCCAGGGACGAGCAGCGGCCCCGGGUCCUGCCGUGUUACCGGCACCGGGUCCUACCGAGGAACCGGCCCCGGAGCCGGUCCCAGGAACGGCCGCCCCCGCCACAGCCGCGCUCUACGUGCACUGGCCCUACUGCCGCAAGCGCUGCUCCUACUGCAACUUCAACACGUACGUGGUGCGGGCGCUGGACGAGGCGGCCGUGCGCGCCUGCCUGGUGCGGGAGGCGCAGACCCUGCUCCGCCUCAGCCAGGUGCACAGGUGCGUCUACGGGGUGCGCUCAGAAUGGGCACUGCUGCGCUCUUCCGUGCCCACCUGCAACUCCCCACCUUCUGCCUCCAGCGUCACCUCCGUGUUUUUCGGCGGGGGCACUCCCAGCCUGGCCGGCCCCGGCACGGUGGCGGCGGUGCUGGAGGCCGUGGCGGGGGCUGCCCACCUUGCUGCUGCCGCUGAGGUCACGCUGGAGGCCAACCCCAGCUCCGCCAGCAUAUCGCGCCUUGCCGGCUUCAGGGCAGCCGGGGUGAACCGCCUCUCCAUAGGUGUCCAGUCGCUGGAUGACUCCGAGCUGAGGAUGCUGGGCCGGGAGCACACAGCGGCAGAGGCACGGCAGGCUGUGGAAGCGGCUCGGGGGCUCUUCCCUGGCCGAACCUCCAUGGACCUCCUGUUUGGGCUGCCGGGACAGAGCCGGGAUGCCUGGGCCCAGCGGCUGGAGGCAGCCCUGGGGCUCUGUGACGACCACAUCUCCCUGUACCAGCUGACGCUGGAGCGGGGCACGGCGCUGGCAGCACAGGUGCGGGGGGGAGCUCUGCCUGAACCCCCCCAGGAUCUGCUGGCUGACAUGUACGAGACCGCCCGGAAUGUGCUGGUGGCCACUGGCUUCCGCCACUAUGAGGUCUCCAAUUUUGCACGGAAGGGCGCCCUCAGCACCCACAACCUCUCCUACUGGCGAGCUGAUGAGUACAUCGGUGUGGGGCCAGCCAUGUGCCCCGUGAACGCUGUUGUCCCCCUGCCUGCUGCUGCAGGGGCACACGGGCGCUUCGUGCUGCGGGGUGAGGGCGGCUGCAGCCGGGAAGCUCGUGUGCAGACCCUGGAGCCUGUUACCUGGAUGCGGGAGGUGCAGAGCCACGGACACGGCACCAGGAGUCGGGUGGUGCUAAACCCUCUGGAGCAGCUGGAGGAGCUGCUCACCCUGGGACUGCGCACAGAUGAAGGCAUCACGCACGAGUGCUGGGGGCAUUUCUCCCCGCAGUUCAGCCUGCAGGAUGUGUUUGGGGAGCCAGGGGAGGCUCGGGCACUGCAGCAGUCGGGCUGGCUCGUCCUGGACAGCGGCGGCCUGCGGUGCACCUGGGCCGGGCUGGCCGUGCUGGACUCGCUGCUGCCCGACCUGCUGUGGCAGCUGCAGCGGGCACUGGGCGCUGCCCGGUGCCCACCAAGGGACAAGGAGGGCCAGGAUGCCAGGGCUGUAAGCGGCCACGAUGGACAAUAAAGCACGAGAGCAGAGUGCUGGCUGAGCGCUGUUGGGGCAGGGGAGGUGUUCCUGCAGGGUGGUCCAGCAGGGUAAGCCCUGUAUCCCGGUGUUGGGGUCCUAGUGUCCUGUGCCAGUAUCAGGGUACCCCGGAGCUCCAAUAUCCCACUGUGUCCAGGAAUAGGGAUCCCGGUGCCUCGCGGUGUGGACACUGCUGAAAGCCUAGGCAAAUUUCAACCGGGCCUCUUCGCAGGUUCUGACUUUUUCUGAGCUCCGGCCACGAUUUUUCUCAGGGUGAUAGCCUUCUUGCAAAUAGAAAGGAAUUAAUAAACGUAAGAUUAGCACCUGGUGUAAACCGUGAGACAGUGCAUGCUGUACAUGACAUGGGAGGUUUUCUCCCAUUGCCCAAUGAACUGCUGUCCCGUUUGAGAUUCACGAACAGUUCUGUAAAUAUAGGUCAGGUUUUAAUAAAGUGCUUUUUUCCUUCCACCCAAGAAGUGU
Messenger RNA from Ficedula albicollis (Collared flycatcher), 2036 nucleotides. It is a transcript of the gene RSAD1, whose product is annotated as radical S-adenosyl methionine domain containing 1. The coding region runs from base 9 to 1556 and encodes 515 amino acids. The transcript has 8 exons. Gene Ontology annotation, molecular function: coproporphyrinogen oxidase activity; 4 iron, 4 sulfur cluster binding. NCBI's taxonomy places the organism in Eukaryota, Metazoa, Chordata, Aves, Passeriformes, Muscicapidae. Gene Ontology annotation, biological process: porphyrin-containing compound biosynthetic process. The record is from RefSeq and is a predicted model, not a curated record. Gene Ontology annotation, cellular component: cytoplasm.